AGUUUUCGCCACUGAAACAUGCUCUACUUCUUUUCCGUAGACUUUAGUUUCAAACAAAGGGCUUGCAGGGGUUAGUCGUCUUAUUUUGACAGUUCAAACAGGAAUUGCCAGUGUACAGUUACACAUUUGACACACUUUUGAACUUCAGUAGUAGUAUGAGGGUACGUGGUGCUUUAACCAGGAGUUAUUUUCUCAGGUAGUGAUCAGCUUUCGGCUUGACAAAAAGGAGCGGACCGCUAUCGAGGAGAGCAGCCGGACACGCAGCAUGCUUCCCCGCAGGCAGGACUACGGGGCGCGCAGCGGCUCGGUCAUAAACUUUAGGACGACCGUGAGCCCGGGCUCGGUCCGCCGCAGCGCCGCGGUGCUGCCGUCCGUGCUGACGUUCCUGGUGAUCGUAGCAUCCGGAGGCCUGCUGCUCAUGAUAGAGAAAGGAAUGCUGAACAGUAUGGAGACGCCUUCACCGCGGGGUAGCCAGGCCAGGCGGCUGGACUUCAUCAGGCAGGCUGGGAAACACAGCCCGGAUAGCGCCGACGUGGAGUCCCAGAUCCUCCAGGAGAUCCGUAACAGGACCAUAAAGACCGUGUGCAGCCAGAAGAACAUGCCCCACAGCAUCUGGUCCCUGAGCCCCCUGCAGAGGAAGACGCUGCUGCAGCACAUCCUGGUGAACGACGAGUACCACUUCCUCUACUGCUACGUCCCUAAAGUGGCCUGCUCCAACUGGAAGAGGGUCCUCAAGGUCCUGAGUGGGGCCCUGGAGAACGUGGACGUCAGCAUCAAGAUGGACCACCGCAGCGACCUGCUCUUUUUGUCCUCCCUGAAGCCCGAGGAGAUCCGCUACCGCCUCAAGCACUACUUCAAGUUCAUGUUUGUGCGGGAGCCCAUGGAGCGUCUGCUUUCCGCAUACAGGAACAAGUUCGGAGAGAUCCAGUCCUACCAGAAAAAGUAUGGCGUGGAGAUCAUAAAGCGGUACCGAAAGGGACACGCCAAGGACGCAUCCGUAACGGGAGACGACGUGACCUUCGCAGAGUUUGUCCGCUACCUGCUGGAUGAGGACGCGGAGCGCAUGAACGAGCACUGGAUGCCCGUGUACAACUUGUGCCAGCCGUGCGCCGUUCCGUACGAUUUCAUUGGGUCCUACGAGAACCUUGAAAGAGACGCAGAGUUUGUGCUCGAGCGCAUUGGAGCGCCUCCUUAUGUCCACUUCCCAGAGAGGCAAACGUGGUACAAGCCGGUCACCGUGGAGACAUUACACUAUUACUUGUGCAGCUUACCGCAGAAGCUGCUCAGGGAACUGCUGCCCAAGUACAUUCUAGACUUUUCUCUAUUUACAUAUCCCCUCCCAAACACAACCACUGCACACUGCCGGCAUUAAAGUUGCAAUGUUUUAUAGUUGUGAAAUUAUUUUUAUAGAGAAUCAUUUGUACUAUUUUUAUUCCUAGGAAACAAACAGUAUUUGGAGAGCUGUUACACAUUUUUACUUGAGAUGUCUGCAAAAUGCUCAUUACAGAGAAAGACACUUGAGUUUAAAACCACUAAAGCUUGAACUCAUUAUCGUUAUGUUGUUUUGACUGUUACAGUAAAUGAACCAACUCAGUAUCUAACGACGAAAGUGUUACGUUGUAAGACCAAAGUGUGUUUUGUUUCUUCAUGUUCGUUUAAUGGCUGUAACACAGGCAUUUAAAAAGCGGGUUGAGGGUUUCAAGUCAAGGUGGAUAUUCUUCCGUUAAGUCUCUCACUCCCAGUUACUAAAACCAAAAAUGAACGUUUGGCGGAGCGCACAUUUGCCGUUUCUG
This is a messenger RNA of Mugil cephalus (flathead mullet), 1793 nucleotides long. It is a transcript of the gene chst14, whose product is annotated as carbohydrate (N-acetylgalactosamine 4-0) sulfotransferase 14. The coding region runs from base 266 to 1372 and encodes 368 amino acids. Gene Ontology annotation, biological process: carbohydrate biosynthetic process; dermatan sulfate proteoglycan metabolic process. NCBI's taxonomy places the organism in Eukaryota, Metazoa, Chordata, Actinopteri, Mugiliformes, Mugilidae. The record is from RefSeq and is a predicted model, not a curated record. The transcript is spliced from 2 exons. Gene Ontology annotation, molecular function: sulfotransferase activity. Gene Ontology annotation, cellular component: membrane.